UCAGGAGUGUUCGUCUGCUGGGUGUUUGUGGUAGGGCCAAGUUCAAGCGGAAAGCCUCAUGACAGGGAGCAUGUUUGCCGGAAGCAUCCUCCUGACACAACUUUUACCGGCCGGUUCGUCCAAAAGCGGGUCGCCGGACCUCAACCUCAGCGUUCGUGUUCCGAUCGAAAAUGGCGAAUGCUUCUUUUACUAUCUGCAAGUCAAAUCAUCAUUCGUUCGAGACUAGCAGUCUAGCGCUAGCUCUAUUUAUAAGGGGAUUAAGGGUGCUGUUAGCUUCGCAUUACACAGAUCCUCUGCACUCCACCCACACAAAUCCAAGGCCCUAGUCUCCUACACGCUGAUAGACAGAAGCUAGAACACACAGUCCUAAGCUUCUGUAGAGACACAGCCGAACAGAGCAGCAGCAGAAAUGGAGCUCGCCGUGGCGCAGGUGCAGCCGCGGUACAUCGUCUUGGACCUCUCCGGCGGGGGCCUCCGACGACGCCUCGGUCCACCACCCCCGGCAGCCGGCGUUCCGCCUGACGCCCCGGCCAUGGCGGCCCUGGAGGCGCAUCACCGGACACGGCGAUCUGGCGCCGAAGACGACCUCGCAACGAGCCGGCCAAUGAUCCAGUCAGGCGCGGUGAUGGCCCGGAGCGUUCAUGCGGAAACCACCGGCGCUGACGCAGACGCCGUGUCUGGCGCAGGCACGUCUGGUUCGGAGGCGGCAGAGGAGGAGUCCGGAGACGAGGCGGAUAGCUUCGACGCGUCCUUCUGCCAAGAGGGCUUUGCGAGAAAGAUCGAGGCGCUGGCUGAGCUGGUAGGUAUGGACGGCGCCUGCGAACCUGUGGCUGUGCUGAGCGAAGUUGUUAGGGUGCUCCGGUCGAUCGAUACACACAGACACAGUGAGUACAUCCCGUGUGCGAGCGACUAGGGGCCAUCUGAUGUAAUCUUUGUUUUGUAAUUUUGCUUUCCGAGACGGAGUGCGCGCGCUAAAGCUGCAUAAUGUUUUCCGUUUCUUAGUUUUUACUGAAGAGUAAGCAUCGUUCCCUCCCCGUCAAAUAAAGACACGGGAAAACACUGAGGGCCUGUUUGACACUAAGAUUUAUUUACAGUCCCAAUUAGGAGUGGUAAUGGAUCGCGAUCUAAAUAUUUCUUCACAAUUUGUUAGGAUCUUAUAUGGCUCGAUCCUAAUUCGAUCUUAUCCUUACAUUGUAUAAUGUAAAAUUUAGAGUCUAUUGUCACCUCUAGUUCCAAUACGGUACAAUGAUAUUUGAGAA
Messenger RNA from Zea mays, 1259 nucleotides. RefSeq lists its product as uncharacterized. The coding region runs from base 410 to 913 and encodes 167 amino acids. NCBI's taxonomy places the organism in Eukaryota, Viridiplantae, Streptophyta, Magnoliopsida, Poales, Poaceae. The transcript is spliced from 2 exons. The record is from RefSeq and is a predicted model, not a curated record.